AUGGAAUAUAAAAAACUUCUUAUUGCCAAAAACGAAGAAGAUACGGAGUUGGCGGCAAAAGGAACAAGUGUAUAUGAUGCAUCACCAGAAUGCAAGUCUCAAUCAGAGAAUAAAAAUCAUAUUAAACAAUCUGCUCGUCAAGAAGCAGGAUCCCUAAUAACUAUCAUUAGUAUUACAAUAUGGGUUAUUUUUAUUAAAAAGGCCGAAACAACAAUUAAUCCAACCACAACUACAACUACAAUUGGUGUAUCAACAACAAAAAUAGCUAUGCCUACAACGUCGACAAUGGAAACAACAAUGCUUACAUCAUUGAUUGAUUCUCAUACAACAACAAUGAAUGAACCAAAACUCAACAGAUGGAAACAAAAUGCCAUCACUGUGGCUGGUGGAAAUGGACAAGGGCAAGAAUUAAAUCAACUUAAUUGGCCGGAAGGAAUCUUUAUUGAUAAAAACAAAAACAUUUUCAUUGCUGAUUAUUUUAAUCAUCGUAUUGUGGAAUGGAAAUGUAAUGCAAAACAAGGACAAAUCAUUGCAGGUGGAAAUUAUGAAGGAAAUCAAAUGGAUCAAUUGAAUAGUCCAAGAGAUGUGAUAAUUGAUGAACAAAAUCAUUCAAUCAUCGUUGCUGAUCAAGGGAACAGCCGAGUGAUUCAAUGGUUGAAUCAAACUCAGCAAAUUCUCAUUCACAAUAUUAACUGUUAUGGCUUGGCAAUGGAUAAAUAUGGGUUUCUUUAUGUUUCUGAUUGGAACAGGGAUGAAGUAAGACGAUGGAAAAUGGGAGAAUACAAUGAAGGAAUUGUAGUGGCAGGUGGAAAUGGAAAAGGAAACAAACUUAAUCAACUCAAUUUUCCUACUUUUAUCUUUGUUGAUGAAGAUCAAUCUGUUUAUGUAUCAGAUAGAGAGAAUCAUCGUGUGAUGAAGUGGAAAAAAGAUGCAAAAGAAGGAACAAUUGUGGCUGGAGGAAAUGGUCGGGGAGCAUAUCUCAAUCAAUUGUCUGAACCUGCAGGAGUCGCUGUUGAUGAUUUAGGUCACAUCUAUGUGGCGGAUUGUAAUAAUCAUCGAAUAAUGCGUUGGUGUGAAGCAAAAGAAGAAGGUGAAAUUGUUAUUGGUGAAAAUGUUGAAGGAACUAAAUCAAAUCAAUUGGAUCGUCCCCGUGAUUUAUCUUUCGACGAUGAAGGGAAUCUUUAUGUUGCUGAUGAUUGGAAUCAACGAAUUGAAAAAUUUGAAAGAAUUUUAUGA
This is a messenger RNA of Adineta steineri, 1236 nucleotides long. The record is from the annotation of a GenBank genome assembly. Lineage: Eukaryota; Metazoa; Rotifera; Eurotatoria; Adinetida; Adinetidae.